CGUUAAACAUUGAACAACAAACGUUGGUUUUUCGGCACGCAUAACCAGUGUCCUCUAUCUAUCUUUGCUGGCUCUGAGUAGCAGUUGUCCACUAUUGUAGCAUAGCAUCACGCCGUGCCGCCGAGCAUGACUGUUCCAAAUGACACCUCACUAAGCGGGUUCGAUAUUGACGAGUUCGUCACUUGUGCCCGCUAUGGCGAACUAGAUGACCUUAAGGCACUCAUUUCAUCAUACCUUACAUCCCAAGGACAAGAUCAAUCGUCUACAAACCCUGCAACACUCCGCGCCUUAUACACAUCCGCCCUUCCAAACGGAAACACUGCGUUGCAUAUGGCUGCCGCUAACGGUGAAAUAGAGGUUCUUCAGUACCUGUUGCCGCAGCUGACUGUUGGAGAUGUGAACAUAGGGAACAGCGAUGGGUCAACUGCACUACAUUGGGCCGCGUUGAAUGGGAAAUUGGACUGCGUGGAACUGUUGUUGUCGUGCGGGGCGGAUGCAACGAUUAAAAACGAACAGGGACGAAGUCCUGUGACUGUGGCGGAGCAACAGGGACAUUUGGAGGUCGUUAAUGCAUUGCUUAAAUCGUAUGAACCGGAUGAAGAGGAGGCCGACGAAAGUACACCACAGGAGGGCAGUGCAUCUACAGAACCCGUAGAUAGUUAAACUAGGUUCUCAUACGCUCAACUUGGUGACACAUUGUAAAUAGAACAUAGCACGAGCGCAAUAGGGAAUGUAGAAGCACAGCGUGACCGUAAGCCUAGUCUGCUAGGGUCAAGGGUUAUAUAGAGAUCUUAAUCAAUGAUUGCGUUUUAUCUUUACUGUGAAAACGU
This is a messenger RNA of Spizellomyces punctatus DAOM BR117, 830 nucleotides long. RefSeq lists its product as uncharacterized. The coding region runs from base 127 to 663 and encodes 178 amino acids. Gene Ontology annotation, molecular function: protein binding. The transcript has 3 exons. The record is from RefSeq and is a predicted model, not a curated record. Lineage: Eukaryota; Fungi; Chytridiomycota; Chytridiomycetes; Spizellomycetales; Spizellomycetaceae.